Olea europaea var. sylvestris is the source of this 2898-nucleotide messenger RNA. Its product is annotated as conserved oligomeric Golgi complex subunit 3. Gene Ontology annotation, biological process: intra-Golgi vesicle-mediated transport; Golgi organization; intracellular protein transport. Gene Ontology annotation, cellular component: COG complex; membrane; cis-Golgi network. NCBI's taxonomy places the organism in Eukaryota, Viridiplantae, Streptophyta, Magnoliopsida, Lamiales, Oleaceae. The coding region runs from base 291 to 2645 and encodes 784 amino acids. The record is from RefSeq and is a predicted model, not a curated record. The transcript is spliced from 25 exons.
UGCCCACACGAAGUCGUUGAAAUCCCCAUCGAGUCCCUUCUAAUGAACAACAACCCACCACCCUCAAUUCCCAUCUCCCAAUUGCGCAUCCCCAAUCCCGUGAAUCCUAGAUGCUGUUACGACACAGUCAGUGUAUCGAUCGCAAGUGGUUCAGAACGAAGAUAGCCGCGGUCAAUUUUGCCUACGUGGGGAAAUUUUUAUAGUGGAGAUGCUCUUAGCUAUUAAAAUGAACACUUCAAACAAGAUUUGAUUUUGGUUUGAAAAAAUUAUUUUCGAGGAAGAAGAAGACAAUGUCGGCAACUGCAGCGAAACCGGGCGUUCCGAAGUCCGGCGCGAUCUCUAAAGGCUACAAUUUUGCUUCUAACUGGGAACAGAAUGCUCCAUUGACAGAGCAACAGCAAGCAGCUAUUGUUGCACUAUCUCAUGCUGUCGCUGAGCGACCUUUUCCUCCCAACUUGGCAAAGGAGGAAGUUGCGAAACAGGAAAAUGGUCUGACAAUCUCGACCAAGCACAACACUGCAGAAGAUUCAGGGUCCAUUGAGACAGUCUUGGUCAACACAAACCAGUUCUACAAAUGGUUUACUGAUCUUGAAGCAGCCAUGAAAUCAGAGACAGAAGAAAAGUAUCAGCAUUAUGUGAAUACCUUAACAGAGCGGAUACAGACCUGUGACAGUAUACUUAAUCAGGUUGAUGAAACACUCGAGUUAUUUAAUGAUCUACAACUGCAGCAUGAGGCAGUGGCAACAAAGACAAGAACUCUGCAUGAUGCAUGUGAUCGACUGGUUAUGGAGAAGCAAAGGCUUAUUGAGUUUGCUGAUUCACUUCGCAAUAAGCUCAACUACUUCGAUGAACUGGAAAAUGUUGCUACCAGUUUUUAUUCUCCAAACAUGAAUGUGACACACGAAAAUUUCCUCCCAUUGCUCAAAAGACUCGACGAGUGCAUAUCUUAUGUUGAGAGCAAUCCGCAGUAUGCAGAGUGCAAUGUUUACUCGGUUAAAUUCCGACAGCUUCAGUCUCGAGCACUAGCAAUGAUUCGUUCUCAUGUACUCUCUGUUCUCAAAAGCACUUCUUCUCAGGUCCAGGCAGCAAUAAGAAGCAGCGCCCGCGACAAAGUGGCUGUUUCUGAGGGCGUGGAAGCAUCAGUCAUUUAUGUCCGGUUCAAGGCAGCUGCAAAUGAGCUUAAGCCAGUGUUGGAGGAAAUUGAAAGCAGAAAACCAAGGAAAGAAUAUGUUCAGAUGCUCACAGAAUGCCACAAACUUUACUGCGAGCAGAGGCUUUCCUUGGUGAGAGGCAUAGUUCAUCAACGGAUCUCUGAAUUUGCCAAGAAAGAGGCAUUGCCUUCAAUGACUAGAUCUGGAUGUGCAUAUUUAAUUCAGGUGUGCCAACUUGAGCAUCAACUCUUUGAUCAUUUUUUCCCCUCAUCUUCAGAGGAUGUAUCAAGUUUGGCUCCCUUGACAGAUCCUCUGUGCACCUACUUGUAUGAUACAUUACGCCCAAAACUUAUUCAUGAAGCAAACUUGGAUGUUCUUUGUGAAAUUGUUGAUAUCCUUAAAGUCGAAGUUCUAGGAGAACAGCUAUCCAGACGAGGUGAGUCAUUAGCUGGGCUACGCCCAACAUUUGAGAGAAUCUUGGCAGACGUUCACGAGCGAUUGACUUUUCGUGCUCGAACCCACAUACGUGAUGAGAUUGCAAAUUAUCUUCCUCUGGAUGAAGAUCUAGACUAUCCCGCCAAGCUGGAGCAAUCAACUGAGGCAAAGUUGGAAGUAUCAUCUAGUGAUCAAAACUCCCCAGAUGUUUCCAGGACUUGGUACCCUCCACUUGAGAAAACAAUAACCUGUUUGUCAAAGCUCUAUCGUUGUCUGGAGCAAACAGUUUUUACUGGGUUGGCCCAGGAAGCAGUUGAAGUUUGCUCUUCUUCAAUCCAGAAAGCUAGCAAACUAAUUGCAAAAAGAUCAUCCACAAUGGAUGGACAACUUUUUCUCAUAAAGCAUCUUCUGAUCCUCAGAGAGCAGAUUGCGCCCUUUGACAUAGAAUUCUCAGUCACACACAAAGAGCUUGACUUCUCUCAUUUGCUGGAACAUUUGAGACGGAUUCUUAGGGGUCAGGCCUCACUAUUUGAUUGGUCAAGAUCAACUUCCUUGGCAAGAACACUCUCUCCACGAGUUUUGGAAAGUCAAACAGAUGCCAAGAAGGAAUUAGAGAGAAGCCUCAAAGCUACGUGUGAGGAGUUCAUUAUGUUGGUUACUAAGCUAGUUGUGGAUCCUAUGUUGUCGUUUGCCACCAAGGUGACAGCUGUCAAAGUUGCAUUGUCCUCGGGCAAUCAAAAUCAAAAGGUAGAGUCUGCUAUUGCGAAACCACUCAAAGAUCAAGCUUUUGCAACCCCAGAGAAGGUCGCUGAGCUCGUCCAGAAGGUCAGUUCUGCAAUUCAACAUGAGCUACCGAAUGUGAUGGGAAAAAUGAAGCUUUAUCUGCAAAACCCUUCAACACGUGCGAUACUCUUCAAACCAAUUAAGACCAACAUUGUUGAAGCACAUGUUCAAGUACAUUCCCUUCUUAAAUCUGAGUACUCACCAGAAGACAUUAAAAAUAUUCUCAAUAUGGUGUCAAUACCAGAACUGCAAGCUCAGCUUGAUAACCUCUUGUAAGGCAGUCCUGAAUCCAUACAUCCUAUUAUCUUCAUCUUUCAGAUACAUUUCAAUUGAUUUUCCAAAUGAACCUUCGAUUUUGUAGACUGAAGAGUAGGACUUCAUUUGUCUAAACAAAUCUUAAGUCUAUAUAUGACAUUAAAGGGAUUGUGAAUUCUAUAGGAUUGCAACGUCUCAGCAGGAAAAAUAUAAGUGAUUUUGCUGUUUCUGGAAAAAUCAAUAGAGAAUGAAAAUUGCACUUUUACUUCUUGAA